AUGGAUUACGGUAGAUCAAAUAUACGGGCGAGAUUGGCGCGAAGAAACGAGAAUUCGACACCUGCAGAUGACAAGAGGGACAUCUCAAAAAGUGCGACGAGCCUUGUGCCGGCACCCGCGAAACGUCCGCAGAUCGAAUUGCGACGCCGCAAAUCGGCGGCCGAACUCAACGAGAACGUCGCCGUCGCCGAAGAAGAAGCGCCAGUUCUUCGAAGGCGUCGUUUCACCAAAAAGCAACGAAAAUCGUUUAUAAUCGAGGCCGAAGCCGGCUUGUUGUUGGCCGCCGGACGAGCCGAUUCGACAUCGACCGACGACGACGACGACGACGACGAAAAGCCGACCGCCUCGUCAUCAGCAUCAUCGAAACGCACACCGGAAGCCCAUGAAAAAGGUCCCGCUGCUCGCCGAGCCAAUCGACUGCUGCUGCGACGACACCACAAAUCGACGGGUCGCCUCGAGAUGCUCAACGAGUCAUCCGGACUACGAGGCCAAUCGCGAUCGUUGAGCGUACGCGAUCUGAACGCCGACGACAUCGACUUCACGAAUCGCGAGUCGGUCUCGCGUUGGACAUCGCAAAUUCUCGCCGAACUCGACUCGUUGCCGUCGAGUUGCGUCGAUUUGUCGACGACGCCGUCGCGGAUGACGUCGUCGAUGUUCGCCGGCAGCCAUUUCGACGACGGCUCGCUCAACAAAUCGACGUCGUCGCUGCCGACGUGGAGGCGCGAACGCGAGGCGUCGAUUGGCGCGUCGACGAUUGUCGCCGAGUCGGAUGAUUCGGAGGCGACGACGACGACGCCGCCGCCGCCGUCGACCAACAAAGACGAUCAGAAGAAGCUUCUCGAGAAGCUGUUCGAUCUGUCGUCGCAACCGCGCGAUUUCACGCGAUCCAUCGAGCCGAUUCCGCCGCCGCCGCGACAAAAAGCGCCGCCGGUGCCGGCGAAACGCACGCGAUUUUUGAGUCGUCACCAUCACACGCUUGACGACGUCGAAAAGAAGCUUCACACGUCGAUCGCACAGAUGUCGAUGUCGAUGUACGGACGCGUGCCGAUGGACCAUGAGAAUGCGCGCGUCUCAAUGAUGAUCGACACCGAGGCGAACGGAUCAAAUGAAGCGAAUCAAUGCGGCGAUGAGAUUCUGGAGCGUUGGCGUCGAAUGAGCGAAUGCCGAAUGCGCGGCGAGGAAUCGACACGGACACUUCCAAGCGAUCGCAAGCCAAGUGUGAAUCGAGUUAUCUCGAAACUGCUGCGGACAAUCGAGGACUCUCGCUAUAGCGCGCCCGACCGGCCGACGGACAUCGAUGUUGUCAGCGUCGUCGCUCAGGACAUUGGCACACAAACGACGGCAUUCGGCGCCGCCUCACGCAGCUCGUCGUUCGAUUGGAUCAACGAGCCGACGGAGGGCGUGUUGCGCGACAUUCGCACGCCGAUCAGCGCGACGCCUCAUCAACAGCAGCUCGUCGUCAGCCGUCAUACGCCGGCGAGCUCGUCGUCGGACGAGGCCGAUCGCGAGGUGGCGCUCAUCGCGAUGAGCACCGAAGAGAAGUGCAAAAAUGAGAGAAUGCUCGAAGAAAUCGACGAAGGCCUCUCGCUUCUAUUGGAGUACGGCGAGCCAUCGGCGGUGCAAUUGCACAAAGAGAUGCAAGAGCAGAAGCUGCUGAAACGCUCGCCGCUACCGCCGCGAAUCAACGCGAAAACCUACGAUUCGCUGCCGAAUAAAUUCCGAAGGUCCGGCGAGAUCAGCAGCGUUUACGAUAAUAUGCCAUGGGACCGAAAACGGCACGUAACAUCGACCGGCCAAUUCUCGCCGUUGGUGUUGCCGCGAAAUCCGACGCACAGUCACGCGGGUCCCGCAACGACGACGACGACGACGAACGCCGAUGAGAAGCCUAAGCCGAUCAACCACAAUGCGCCGAGAAGCUCGUUUGCCCUUCAAUUAGCAGAACGCGACGCAGAAGAAGCGUGCGAAUGGCUCAAACAGGCCGGAUUUCCGCAGUACGUCAAACAGUUUGAAGACGGCAAAUUUCCAAUCGAGACGUCGAGCGUCGAACGCGAUCACGGCUUUCUCGGCACCGACUCGCUUCACGCGCUUUUCCGCCGAAUCGACACGCUGAAUCGGUGCGCAAUUAUGAAAGUUGACAACGUCGUGAUGAGGCGAAGAUUGAAUAACGAUUAUUUGUACGCUGGUUACGACGAGGACGAUAAUGUGGCCCUCGCUGGAAAUUGGCAAUAUCAGCGACAUUCGCAAACGUGGAGCCGUGUGCCGCCGAACGAGCCGAUUUACGCCGGCGGCGCGCACAGUCGCCUCGUCUCCACCAAACCCAAUUGGCAGCCAUACAUGGAGAAACAAACCGACCGUCAAGUGUCUCGAACCGAUUGGUACGAGGCGCCGUCGCGUGCGCCAAUCACCAACGGUCACACCACUCUCGACGCACCGCCAUCAUCGGCCGUCGCCAACGCCAACGCCAACAAACUUCAGCGAUCGCAAAGCGAGCGGAUACGCGAACGCGCGCGCGCCAUCAUGAAAAAAAUGGAUUUGCGCUCGACGAGUCGCCGACGCAAAGAAUCGCGACAGCGUGCCGAGCCGAAUCCCAACAUUCACAACAUGAUCAUCAGCGAUCCGGUGCUUGUCUCGUAUGAGACCGGAUCGGCCGACUCGAUGCGAAUGAUGAGCACGGCGCGGCCGAAUCAUCUGCCAGAUCGCGGACGCGCUCUCUAUUCGGAUCGUCAUGGUGCGGCCGCCGCGUUCGGCGGAAGUGUCGCGCCGCGAAGCAAAUCGGCGCGUCGUCAGGGCAUCGUGCUGUCGACGCCGUCGUCGCCCGACUCGUCCGACGACUCGUUCGGCACCACCGCUUCUUCCGGCCUCACGUCGUCGAGUCUCAUCGGUGCGACGCCGCGACGACGCGACUUCUCGAUGCCGCCGCCGCGACGCACCAAUUAUGACUAUGCGCCGCCGAUGGUGCCGCCGCGACGAGAACGAACCCCGUUUGACGCUUACCUCUACCCAACGUCUAAUACUAGCUCCCUUAAUAGAUCGAUUCAACGAAACAACGGACUUGCGAGAUAUGAUGGUCCGCCGGUGCCAGAGAGGGACUAUCGAGGCCUUCUGCAGCGAACUGAUCGAGCUCACAACCUCGUCAUUCAACCCGACGGAUAUUAUAUGCAUGACAUGUCGCCGGAGGUCGUCCAUCGACGCAUCGAGGAUUCGCCGUCGACGUCGCACUCGUCGCACCUCAAAGUCGACACGCAAAAGAGCGAGUCGAGCGUCGAGCACACCGACGAGGAGAAUCCGUUGCAUCGUCGCCGCGAUUCGGGCGUCGGCUCGAGCCUAUCGCGAAGUCCCAGCGGGCCGUCGAAUCAGCGAAUCGCGCACUCGAUAUUGCCCAACGCGUCGACGCUCAUUUCGAGUUCGAUGAUAUCGACGAACACGACGUCGUUGUCGUCGAGCGGCUCGUGGAAGAUCUUCAAGAAGCGCGGCGGUGUCGCGCUGAUGGACCACUCGUUGACGUCGAGCACGUGCACCGAUGAGACGUGCUUCGACGACAUCGAAUUGCAGAGAUCAAUGGACUCGUUGAACAUCAUUGAAAUGGCGCGAAUCCGCAAAUUGGCCUAUCUUCGCAUCACCGCGUGUCUUGAGAAGUCGAUGGGAACGCCGAUGUCGAAAAUGUGCAUCGGCGGAAUCGAAAUGGACGAGACGGCGGCUGCGGCUAAGCCGAACAAUUGGAGUGUUCAGAAGCUGAUCAGGAAGAUGAAGAUUAGCGAUGUAAAACUUGCUAAAGAUGGCGAAGAGACGGGUGUGUUCGGCGUCGGACUCGACGUGAUCUAUAAACGCAGCGGCUUCUGCCUUCCACGACCGAUUCUCGAGAUCUUGCGAUUCCUUCGCCAGAUGGCUCCCGACACGUUGGGGAUAUUCCGCAAGAACGGCGUCAAAUCGCGAAUCGCCGAAUUGCGCGCGAUCGCCGAUCGCGAAACGUCGCCAUCCGGCGACGUGUUCGUCGGCGCGAACAGCCUCGAGUCGGGACAGGUGCACGACGCCGCCGAUCUGUUGAAGCAGUACCUUCGCGAGUUGCCCGAGCCAUUGAUGACGGUGCGAAUGUCGGAAGUGUUCGCCAACAUUUUCACGUACGUGCCGGAAGUCGAGCGUCUCACCGCCGUCAAAUUCGCCCUUCUACUCCUUCCCGACGAGAAUCGCGAAGCCCUUCAGACGCUGAUGAUGUUCCUCAAGGAUGUCGCCCGAAAAUCGCAAGUCAAUAAUAUGACCGCUCAGAAUCUCGCUGUCUGCUUCACACCAUCGCUAUUCCAAUUGAGCGCUUCGCGUCUCGACAAGAUCUCGAGCGGAAGCCGUCGCCACAAGACGAUCGGCGCCGCCGGAAUGCCGACGGAGAAGGAGAUGAAGGAGACGCGCGCCUGUCAGAAUUGCCUCACAAUGCUCAUCGAGUAUGCGAAGACCGUAUUCAUGGUGCCCGAUUGUGUCGAUGAGAGGCCCGAGUUCGAGGACGACAUUCCGCCGUUGAAGGAUCUUGGAUUGAAGGGUCCGAGAUCGUUCCUAGUGGAUCGCGUUAUGGAUAUGAUCAAGGAUCAUUCUGAUCGCUGGAAGUCAUGGAAUCCGGAGGGAACAUUCUGUGGCAUCGAGAUCUCGUCAAAGAAGGCCAACGACUCACACCCGCUGAAGACAUUCCGAGUGUGGAGCGACGUCGAAGCCCCGCCGAAGGUGGUGAUGAGCCGAAUAAUGAAAGAGCGCCACGUGUGGGACGCGUCGAUCAUCAAUUGGCGUCACGUGGAGCGCGUGAAUCCCGCCGACACCGACAUCCAUCAAUACGUGAUCAAUGAGACGAUCGGGCAUCCGACGAAGGACUGCCAUCUCGUUCGAUUCCACUCGUCGGGUCUCGCCGAGAUUCGCGGCGCGUGCGCGAUCGCCGAACGCAGUGUGCAGUGCGGCGAGCCGCAAAUGCUCGGCGGCAUUCCGGCGACGGUUUUCGAUCAGCGAUUCCUCAUCGAGCCGAGAAGCGGCGGCCAAUCGCGUGUCACUUAUAUCGCGCGCGUCGACUUGAAGGGUCGCACAUAUCAAUGGUACAACAAAAUCUAUGGGACGAUCAUGUGCCGGCAGGUGAUUCGCCUACGCGACACGUUUCAAUCCGAAUAUUCAAAUGGACCGGAGACCAAAAUCUGA
This is a messenger RNA of Caenorhabditis bovis, 5166 nucleotides long. The record is from the annotation of a GenBank genome assembly. NCBI's taxonomy places the organism in Eukaryota, Metazoa, Nematoda, Chromadorea, Rhabditida, Rhabditidae.